AUUGUCAAGAUGUGUCAUAGACGUUAAUGUCAUUGGUAUCUUGUAUUUUGCAUAGAUUUUUCAGUUUUCUAAACUAAAAAACGUAUAAAAAAUGGCUUAUUUAACUCAGCCAGACUACGUUAAGUACAUAUGUUCCUGCGGACAAUUAAAACCUAUUACUAGUUUAUAUUUCUGUCGGCAUUGCUUAAAAAUACGUUGCGGUUUCUGCAUUUGUCAUGAGGUGGACUCACAUUACUGUGCCAACUGCCUGGAGAACAUGCCAUCAUCAGAGGCUCGGCUCAAGAAGAACCGAUGCAGCAGUUGUUUUGACUGCCCCAGCUGUUUCCACACACUGUCCACUCGGGCUACGAUGGCCCAGCCUCGACAGGUGGUCCAGGACCCUGCAGCAGGUGGAGACACCAAGGUGGAGAGCAAGCAGCCCAAGAAGAUGUACUACUUGUCCUGCUUCAAUUGUAGGUGGACUUCCAGAGAUGUUGGAAUACCAGAUCAGCCUGUUGCGUCAGGUGGGUGGCCGGAGCGUACGAACCCGCACGCGGCGCGCGUCAACCAACUCCUGGACUAUUACAAGGCGAUCGCACUGCAGGAGAAACAAGAGAAGAUUGAAAGAGAGAGGAAGAAGUUCAACAUCAGAGGGAAAUAUAUCACUCUUACAGACAAGACAGGUUUAACGGGUGCGAUGGCACGCAACAUAGCUGGUCUGCCGUCGAGUGAGAGCUCGUCGUCUGCCAUCGCGAGCUUCGUGCCCAGUCAGGCCACAGAAGAGGUUGAGGAGUUACCUGAGGAUAUAUUCACCAAGGAGGUCAAUCUGAAUCAGAUAACGAGCAUGCCCCAGCGCCUAGCGUCCCCGGAGUGGCAGCCGUCGUCAGUGUCGCGGCUGCACCCGCUGGCCAAGUUGCUGAGCGUCAAGCGCAGUCAGCGCUGCCGGGCCUGCGACCAUAACCUUACUAAACCUGAGUACAACCCCGGAUCUAUCAAGUUCAAGAUUGAACUGUUGGCAUACUACCAUGUACCAGAAGUGAAGAUAAUAUCCCACGAGCCUGUCAAACCGGGCGGGAAGUCAGCCCUGCUACUGAAGCUGACCAACCCGACCGGACAUGAGAUGCAGCUGCGACUGCUGCAACCUGAGGAUAUUCCACCUCCUGAGGAGAAGGAGGAACCUAAGAGUAUCGAGAAGUCGCUCGAACGAUCACUCAAUUUGGAGAAGGACACGACGUCUCUGAAGCCAAUAGAAGUGACAUGCGAGCAGCCCGCGACGAGCCGCGUGUCGGCGCCCGACGUGACGCUGACGCUGGCGCAGCGCGACGACGCCGCCGAGUACGACGACGACGCGCAACAUGAUACUAAUGACAUUAUAAUGUGGCGUAAAUCGAACAAAUUAGCACUUCGGUUGGAAGUGGUGACAGACGAGGGAGCGGAGGGCGGAGCGCCCGCGGUAGCGAAGGUAGCGCUGCAGUACUCGUACCGCAACACCGUGCCGCCCGCCGCCGCCGCCGCCACGCCGCGCGACCACACGCUCUACACCACCGUGCUACUCGACCUGGGCACCGUCAGCUCCAACUAGUACACACAUCUCAUCACUCAUCCUUAGCAAUAUGGAAUAAAAGCUUAUCUGGUAUAAGAAUUAAUACCAUAAUGUCUACUGGGCUAAUCAGUCUUUGAAUACAAACAAGAAAUAAUUAUUUAUGUUAUAGUCUAUAGCUCUCUUAUUUACUAACAAAAAUAACUAAUUAUUUGUGAAAACAAAACUUAAAUACGCGUCACCGGCAUCCAUUGACGUUUCCAAGGCUCGGAACCGGUUUAAAAAAUACCGGUUAAUACCGGUUUAUAUCGGUUUUCCUCCGAACUUUUCUUAAGAACGUGAACAUUAAAGAACUUUAUUUUAACCUAAAUUAACCGGUUUAUUCGACGAGGGGCAUGUCGGUACACGCGUUGAAAUAUUAUUAUUGAAAUAAGCUGAACAGCGCGCGGCGUUUCUUUGAUGUGCGUCGUAUUAACCGGUUUUUAUUGCUCUAAACCGGUUAAUCCGAAAAACCUUUAUGAAAAUACUGUUCCAAAUACCGGUUUAAAAAAACCGGUUUCGCGAACGAAACCCAAUGUAAAGGUUUUGCGUACAAGUACAUAAUAACGGUUUGAAAAUUUAACCGGUAUCCGAGCCUUGGACGUUUCACCGCUAGCCGUCGUCUGCAGUCGACGACGAAGGUCCGCUCAUGUGUAAGAGCUCUUUUACAUACAUUUGUAUGAUAAAAAUAUUAUAGUCAUAAAGUAUCAAUAACAAUGCUCCUGUGAUCAAAGACUUACAAAAUGCAAUUAACACUUCAUAUAUUGACCAAUAAUGAAGCAUAAUAUUUUAAGUUAUUUACAUGCUUAAAUGUUGCUCAUUACAAUACUCGUGACUUUCUAGUCACGUCUAUUUAUUUACGUUUCUUCCGCCGAAUUACUUUGAUAUUCGAAUUUAAGUCUUAUUUAUUUGAAACAGACAACUUCAACUUUUUCCUUUUAUCUUAACAAUUCAAGAUAAAAAUUUGAAAAUUUGAAAAAGGUCAUCUGAGGUCAGAAAUUAUAGAUAACUAAUAAUUAAAUUACAUACCUAUUCUGUCAUGAGAACGAGAUUAUUAUUGCAAAAUUCUGCAAUUAUAACAGAAAACAAAAUACGGCUUCCAGUUUUAAACACGGUGAGAUUUUGUUAAUCUAUCACAUUUUAGAUCCUGAAUUGAGGUAUCAUAAGAUCAAACAAGACUAGUACUUAAGAUGUUACUAAAAUAAAUAUAUCAGCAGCACUAGCUAGAAGUUACGAAUAAACCAAUUACUAAACAAAUGUAUAUUAUAUUAUGUAAGAUAAUAUCGAAUAUUUUAUAUUGUACAUGCAUAGAGCAGCUAGGAACAGUCACAUGUGCCUAAAUAUAAACUUAGCUUGUUAUUUUUACUUUAAAAGUGUUGCCCACAUAAGGAUUUCUCCUAAAAUGUGGGUGUUAAAUGAAAUUAUUCAUGAAAUUCCAUGCACUUGGAUAUUUUAGUUAGCUAUUUAUUUUUAUAGGCUUUAUUAAGAAGUAAGAUAUUAUUUUAGUAUAAGAUGUUCUCACUAAAUAUCUGUGCAUAUAACCAAUAGCUUGAAGUUUGCACGUUUUAUACAUACUGCUACAAGUAUUGUAACAUGUUUGCUGAAAUAAAAUAUUUUGAACAUGA
Messenger RNA from Spodoptera frugiperda (fall armyworm), 3183 nucleotides. RefSeq names its product dynactin subunit 4 (gene DCTN4-p62). The record is from RefSeq and is a predicted model, not a curated record. Gene Ontology annotation, cellular component: dynactin complex. Lineage: Eukaryota; Metazoa; Arthropoda; Insecta; Lepidoptera; Noctuidae. Bases 92 to 1561 code for a protein of 489 amino acids. The transcript is spliced from 8 exons.